Messenger RNA from Stylophora pistillata, 2697 nucleotides. Its product is annotated as polycomb group protein ASXL1. Gene Ontology annotation, cellular component: PR-DUB complex. Gene Ontology annotation, biological process: positive regulation of transcription by RNA polymerase II; animal organ morphogenesis. The record is from RefSeq and is a predicted model, not a curated record. Lineage: Eukaryota; Metazoa; Cnidaria; Anthozoa; Scleractinia; Pocilloporidae. Gene Ontology annotation, molecular function: DNA binding; chromatin binding.
UGCAAAAUGGCGGUUUGAUCGUCUGAUUGAUUCGGCGUUACACUUCAAAAUCUCGCCCAUGCCUGACAAUUUCCAACUUGAAAACGAUCGGAUUCUUACGGUAUUAUCGAACGCUAACGGUUCUCCUGGGAAAUGAGUACGGAGAAGGGCGAAACAAAGAGAAAGAAAGGUAUAACAUGGGCUGAAGCCGCCAAACAGGUGCUAGAGAGGUCUACUGCACCGCUCACGCAUAAAGAUAUCCUGAAGGUCAUUCAGGAAGAGGGUUUGCGCGAUUUGAGCCGUGGGACAGCACCCUUAGCAUGUCUUAAUGCGAUGCUUCACCAUCACUCUCGUGGGCCAAAUGAUCUGUUCAUUAAAGUGGAAGGACGAAUGAGCUGUUACCGACUUAAUCCAAACAGGGUUGAGACUUCAGGGGAAAAUUCUGCACUAGACUCUGAUUCUGACCUUAUGGAUAUGACUGAUGAUGCAGAAUUUAGCAUGUUCCUUGACAAGGACAGUGUGAAUGGACCUCAUCUCAAUAAUGGAAAAGUUAAGCUCCCUAUGGGAACAAAUGACAUUGUAAUGCCGCAGUUGAAACCACCCCCGCCCAAUCCGUCCCCAAGGGAUGCCAAACCAAAGGUGGCACUCACAAAAGAUGGACGACUACAAAAAAAACGGGGUCCAAAACCAGGACCACGCAGCCAGUCUUCAAACAAGAGACCAAGGUUGAGUAGUACAAGGCCUGUGCCAAAAAUGGUGUUGAAAAAUCUCAAAGUGGGUACAGUUGAAAGUGGAUCAGGAAGUAAUGGAAGGAAUGGGAAUGGAAAACAGGUGAAAGCUCCAUCCGUUCUUGUCCCGCCCUCAUCCAAACUCAUACCUCCAUCUAGUGCAUCAGUUACAGCCAAUGCUAUUGCAAGUCACAGCUUCCCCAGGGUUCCAAGCUCAGUUGAUGGUCUGGAAGCUCAAGAAAAAUUGGAGAAAUUUUCUGACCUUUGGACAGCAUCCAAGCCAAGAAGAUACAAGAAAAUGAGUGUUGCUGCACAGUUAAAGAGGACCAAGGAGGGACGCGUAGACAUACAGUCUCCAGACUCAAUUCUCACCAGUAUACCUCUUCGUUCUCUCAUCAACCAGCGAACAUUUAACAUGCUGCCGCAGUGGUAUCAGUACAAGUUAGUGACGUUACUACCCAAAGUUGACAGAGCAAUAGGCCAUGAUGGAGCUUUAAGACCAUCACACACUGCUUUCACAAAUGAGUUCUUUGCAAGUGCUUGUCAUUCAUGGAAAGACAGGCUUCAAGAUGGUGACUUUAUGACAGAUAUGCAACAGAGGAUCAAACAAGAGGAAGAGCGACUGGCCAAAUUGGAUCCUUGGAAGGCUAAGUUCUUCGAACCAGUCUGGGGAAAAAGGACCCUUCCAGACGACAGUUCUUUAUCCCAAGACCCCACGGAUUCCUACUUCACAGCGCCUCUCUCCCCGGCGCCAGCCUCGUCACCAAGAAGCACCAUGACCGGAAACCAUAAGGAUCCCACCCUAGGCAGGUCACAACUCAAAUCACCGAGGAUGUCAAGUGCUAUGAUACAACCGCUGACGGUACCUGUACAAAAACUUCCGACGCACUGUCUUCCGAAACGAGUCACCGAAUCUAGGAGAUCCGAAGCCGCCAAACAGCUUCGUUCAAACGCACGUACAUCUCGAUCGCGGUCCAUACCCAUUUACAAAAUGGUCACUGUGGCACAUGCCACAGAGGCUCUAAAAGCUGUGAGAACUUGCGCGCCACCGUCCAUGCUUACCGCUAGUACGGUGUACGCAAAAAAACGAACAAUUAAGACGCCAUGUAAUGAGGCGUCUACGUCAGCAGCUUCCAUUUCCACUCCUUCGAUUCUUUCACACGAUGCUGUAGAGCUCCGUGCUCCCGCCUCCCUCAUUAAGCCGAGACCUCCAUCCCGUGCUGCGAUGCGUCAACAGGUGGCAGCCAACCGGGAGGAGCUAACACGACGACGCUCUGCUUCGGGCACUGCCACCAAAAGUGGCUUUACGUCGUCCACGGUGUCCGCUAAGAACUUUAACAGAUCGAUGCUGCUCAAGAGUUGCUCUUGCAGGCUGAAGGCGAUGGAGGUUUGCAGAAAAUGCGGAGCAUUCUGUCACGAUGACUGUAUAAGCGCGGCACAGCUCUGUAACUCGUGCGUCAGUGUUAACUGACAGACGCCAAAUGUAUGAUGUUCAUAUUAUGCUGGUCUUAGACAUUCAGUUUCACUUGUCCUUAAUAGAGAUGAUCGUGCUUCCGUUGCCAUCAGAAAGUUAACACCUCAUGGUUGAAGUUUUUUUGUCUAUUUCUUUGUUUGCUUGAGCUUUUCCUUUUUGAGAUCUUUUCCAAGUAUUAGACAGGUUUUGCUCAAGUUAAUGUUUUUUGGUCGCCAAAACCGCGCGUAUUUUAGGACUAUAUACUUCGUUUCCGUAAACAACACCACUAGAAAACGUUUUUUUAGUUGCUUACUAGUCCAUCGUAAAUUUUGAUUGUUCAGCUUCUACUUUUCGCAUACUAAAUCCUUAGAAAAUUGCUGAAGAAAAGCGUUAAGUUAAACAAGAAAUAGGUGUUUCAACUUUCAAGAGUGACAUACGGUAGCGUGGUAUUAGCUGUAACAUUAGGGAAUUUAAGCAAACCACGAUGGCGACGGCAACGAGAAAGUGGAAAAACAGUAGAUCUAAUUGGCAGAACAA